Molecule: messenger RNA, 1017 nt
Organism: Microtus ochrogaster (prairie vole)
Lineage: Eukaryota; Metazoa; Chordata; Mammalia; Rodentia; Cricetidae
Product: mucin 19, oligomeric
Exons: 10
Coding region: 1-1017 (338 amino acids)
Molecular function (GO): protein binding
Source: RefSeq, a predicted model, not a curated record
AUGUGGGAAAACUGUCUCAGCCAGGGACAGAACGGGUGCUCACAGCACACGUUCCAAGGACUUGACUGCUACAGAGAUGCAGCAGUUUCUAAGCGGCACCUCCCAGAAUGGUCCAACGCCCAAUCCCGAUUGACAGCAUGUGCUGUAUGCCUUGGCUGCAUCAGUGCGAAGCAUUCUUCAUCCUUCAUCUUGUCUUUGCUCCUUCUCGUUCCAGGUACCACCCGUGCACCUGUCAGAGUGACUGAGACAUCUGGGAGUUCCAGCACAGGAGUCCCCACGGGAGCACCAGGCAGCCAAAGCACAAGAGGAAACACAGCGUGUUCAGGCUUGCUUCCACCAGCCCCAGUGUGUCAUGGUCCACUGGGAGAAGAGAAAUCUCCGGGGGACACAUGGACGUCUAACUGCCACCAGUGUACCUGUACUGAAGCACAGGCUGUCGACUGCAAACCUAAAGAGUGUCCUUCUCCACCUACCUGCAAAACUGGAGAGAAGCUGAUAACGUUCAAAUCGAAUGAUUCCUGCUGUGAAAUCGGCCACUGCGAACCAAGAACAUGUUUAUUUAACAAUACUGAUUAUGAGAUUGGUACAUCCUUUGAUGACCCUAGCAACCCAUGUGUCUCCUACACCUGCAAGAGCACUGGCUUGGCGGCCAUGGUUCAGAACUGCCCGAAGCAAACCUGGUGCGCAGAAGGAGAGAGAACCUACGAUUCAAAGAAAUGUUGCUAUACAUGUAAGAGUGAGUGCAGAACUUCUCCCGUGAAUGUGACCAUUAGAUAUAAUGGCUGUAGGAAGAGAGUUGAGAUGGCCAGAUGUGUAGGAGACUGCAAAAGGACCCUCAAGUACAAUUAUGAGACCUUCCAAUUGGAGAAUUCCUGUGUUUGCUGCCGUGAAGACAGCUAUGAAUACAGGGACAUUGCCCUCGAUUGCUCCGACGGCAGCACCCUCGAAUACAGAUACAGGCACACUACAACCUGCUCCUGUCUGGACCAGUGUGAACAGUCUACAGACAGCCAAUAG